Molecule: messenger RNA, 1784 nt
Organism: Wyeomyia smithii (pitcher-plant mosquito)
Lineage: Eukaryota; Metazoa; Arthropoda; Insecta; Diptera; Culicidae
Product: protein henna
Exons: 4
Coding region: 235-1581 (448 amino acids)
Biological process (GO): L-phenylalanine catabolic process; L-tyrosine biosynthetic process
Molecular function (GO): iron ion binding; phenylalanine 4-monooxygenase activity
Source: RefSeq, a predicted model, not a curated record
GUCGCACCACGCGACUCGGGAUCAGUUCGGAGUUGAUUUCGAUCGUGAUCGUACUACUCUACUGUGGCUUCUUGUUUUAGUGCAACGUGCUGAUUUGUGAGUGCUUUUAAUUGUGUUACCAAGAGAUUUAUUAUUUGUGAAAAGUGUGAUCACUUUGACCCGUUCAAGCGGUGAAAAAUAUUUGUGCAGUUUAUAGCUACUGAUUGUAAGUUAUCACCCGGGUGUAUCAACAACAUGUAUGGACAACAUCAGGAACCAGACGGGCCAACCCUGAAGAAAGGUGGAUCCUACAUCAUGGAAGGACACGAAUCGGCGGAAGCCAAGAAUGUUAGUAUUCUGUUUUCACCCCUUCAGGAGGAGGCCGGAGCACUGGCCAAGAUGCUGAAGAUCUUCGACGAGCAUCGAGUUAACCUGGUGCACAUCGAGUCGCGAUCGUCAACCCGCGGACCGGGAUACGAGUUUAUGGUCGAGUGCGACAGCAAAAGCAAAAAUCUGAGCGCCGCCAUUGAGGCGGUCCGGGGAAAAAGCGACUACUUCAACAUCAUUUCGCGGGACUAUAAAGACAAUGCUGCUGCCGUUCCCUGGUUCCCGCGCCGAAUUCGUGACUUGGAUCGAUUCGCCAACCAAAUCCUCUCGUACGGUGCCGAACUGGACUCCGACCAUCCGGGAUUCACGGACCCGACCUACCGCGAGCGUCGAAAAUAUUUUGCCGAUAUCGCCUUCAACUACAAGCACGGUCAACCGCUGCCGCAUGUCGAUUACACAGAGCAGGAGAUCAACACCUGGAGGGAAGUCUUCAACAAUCUAACCAAACUCUAUCCUACCCACGCAUGCCGGGAGCACAACCACGUUUUCCCGCUGCUAAUCGAUAACUGCGGCUACAGGGAGGACAACAUCCCCCAACUGGAAGAUGUGUCAAAUUUCCUGCGAGAUUGCACCGGGUUUACUUUGCGCCCGGUUGCGGGUCUCCUAUCGUCUCGUGAUUUCCUCGCCGGAUUAGCAUUUCGAGUUUUCCACUCCACCCAGUACAUCCGCCACCCGAGUAAGCCCCUCUACACCCCUGAGCCUGAUGUAUGCCACGAGUUGCUCGGUCACGCACCUCUAUUUGCCGAUCCUUCGUUUGCACAGUUUUCGCAAGAAAUUGGAUUAGCUUCGCUCGGUGCACCGGAUGAGUUUGUGGAGAAAUUAGCUACGUGCUUCUGGUUUACGGUCGAGUACGGAUUGUGCCGUCAGAAUGGCGAACUCAAGGCGUACGGUGCCGGUCUGCUGUCGUCCUUCGGGGAGCUGCAGUACUGCCUCACCGACAAACCGGAGCUGCGGGAGUUCGACCCGAUCAAGACGGGCGAGCAGAAGUAUCCGAUCACCGAAUAUCAGCCGGUUUACUUCGUGUCCAAUUGCUUCGAUGAAGCCAUCCAGAAGAUGGUCCAGUUUGCGAACACCAUCCCGCGCCCGUUCGGGGUUCGGUACAACGCGUACACCCAGAGUGUUGAGAUCCUGGACUCGAAGCCCCAGAUCGCGAAUAUGCUGCGCAAUAUUCAUGGGGAGUUCGAAAUAUUGCAGAAUGCUUUUAAGAAGUUGUAAUUUUUGUUAGUUUUAAGUCAUUUUUUUUGUAGAUAAGUGAACAAAUUGAUUUUGAUUAUGAAUAUCAGAAGGAUGUACCCAAAAGCAGAAGAAAUUAUCUCCACCAGUGAGACGAAACAACGCACAAGACUGUAAACAAUGUACUCAAAGAAGAUUGUGUUUUUUAAGUGAAUAAAGUACGAUUAUUUUAACCGACGUUAAAA